Messenger RNA from Fomitopsis serialis, 3547 nucleotides. Its product is annotated as rab-GTPase-TBC domain-containing protein. NCBI's taxonomy places the organism in Eukaryota, Fungi, Basidiomycota, Agaricomycetes, Polyporales, Fomitopsidaceae. The transcript has 19 exons. Gene Ontology annotation, molecular function: calcium ion binding. Bases 298 to 3189 code for a protein of 963 amino acids. The record is from RefSeq and is a predicted model, not a curated record.
UGUGAGUCUCGAGAGUGCGGGCCAGGUGCGGGCUUUCGCUGCUGACUGAUCAUCGCGUUUGAGAAACAGCUGGUCUGUACGGUGUACCGAAGGCCGUGACCGUGUCGAACGCCGCCGCGGCGCGCUCGUAUAGCCCCAGAUAGCCGCUGGACGUCCACUGCCUACCCCGUCCUCACCGAUUUCGUCAACGCUAUCAACCGUUCUCUGGGUCCUAUCCACGUCAGUGUGAUCCUUAAGACGAGCUGCAGAGGGGCAGACGUCUAGGUGCUGCCGGCUUGAGCCGCGGAGUCACCCACCAUGUCGACCAUAUCUACUCAGCUGCGCAACUUCAAGGAGCCGACGAAGGACCAGCAGACGCAGCUGUUCUUCGCGCUUCCACCGGACAAGCCGCUGGGCGAGAAGGAUGUAGAGUUGGAGAAGAUGGAGUGCCAGGCGUCGCUCGUCCUGUCGGGCGAGGAGGUGUUCGCGGGGAAACUGCAUCUGCUGCCGCCAUACUUGGCCUUCUGCUCGUCGGACCGCAAGAGCGCGCGGUUCACGAUCCCGCUAGGUACCAUUCGCAGGGUCGAGAGGCUUAAUGCUCGUGCCGGGGUGUACGCCUUGAGCUUGUCAUUGUAUCAUGGCAUGAAAUUCGUGAUCCACAUUACAUCAUUACGACCUACCGCCGAUCUCUUCUGCUCCUUGCUCCGUGACGCGCUCAAAGUCGAGUUGCAGCGGGGCCGCAUGAAGACGGUGAAGCCGUUUGUGAAGGUAUGCUACUCAGAGGUGCUCGUGGCAUCCGCAGAGAGCGAGGAGAAGGAGGCAGAAGCGGCGAAGACGGACGACAACUCCUCUAUUAACGAUUCGGCGUAUCUUGGAGGGUUAGGCUUGAAGUUCAAGUUCCCCGGUGACCCAAAGAAACUGCGCGAGGCUUCCAAAACCAAGCUGUGGACAACCUACCUGAAGUCCCAUGGUCGGAAUCUGACCCUCUUCCGUUAUGCCCAAUGUACACGCCUCGUACAGGUCGGCUUACCCAACAGGUUAAGAGGAGAGAUGUGGGAGACACUCGUAGGCUCCUUGUACCUCCGAUACGAGAAUCCGGGGUAUUACGAACAGAUUCUCAAAGAGAACGAGGGGAGGACAAAUACUGCGACGGAGGAGAUCGAGAAAGACUUGCACCGAAGUCUUCCUGAGUACUCAGCGUACCAGUCCGAGGAGGGUAUUUCGUCUCUACGAAGAGUGCUACAAGCCUACUCCUUCAGGAACCCAGAGACUGGAUACUGCCAGGCCAUGAACAUCCUCGCUGCAGCGAUCUUGAUUUACAUGUCGGAGGAGCAAGCGUUUUGGCUACUAGAGGUUAUUUGCGACCGUCUUCUGCCGGGUUACUACAGCCCAUCCAUGCAUGGCACCUUGCUUGACCAACGGGUGUUUGAAGCGCUUGUCCACCGAUGCCUUCCAAUUCUGUACGACCACUUCCAACAAGUCGAUGUACAGCUCUCGGUUGCGUCUUUGCCGUGGUUCCUCAGUUUGUUCAUCAACAGCAUGCCCAUGGUCUUCGCCUUCCGGAUCAUUGACUGCUUCUUCUGCAUGGGCCCGAAAGUGCUGUUCCAAGUGGGACUUGCGAUAUUGAAGAUCAACGGAGAAGAGCUAUUGCAGAUCCAGGAUGACGGUGGUUUCAUCCAACUGAUGCGCGAAUACUUUUCGAAGCUCGGCGAAUCAGCGCAUCCUGAGUCGUCUGACCCUCGUGCUCGCGCCAUCACGAGGUUCCAGGAGCUCCUGCUCGUGUCAUUCCGAGAGUUCGCGGUGAUUACUGACGACACUAUCGUCGCGGAACGACGAAGGUAUCGAUCAGAAAUCGUGAACAGCAUCGAGUCGUUCUCCAAACGCUCCGCGGUCCGGAACCUCAAGACGCUGGCUCGCUUCACGAAGGAGCAGGCGGGAUUGAUCUACGAUGCUCUCUUCAAGGCCAUCUGUGUGAUCCCUCCACCGGCAACGGUUUUCCCUACUCCAGCGCUCUUGACAACAAAGGAUGGCUCCGAAGAACGGCCUGAGACACGCAUCGGUCUUCGGACAUUCAAGGUGUUCCUCAGUGAGAUCUGUACGUGGGCCAGAGAUGAAAGGGUUGUCACGAAUGGCGUGUCGUCAAGAAUAGAGCGCGACGUCGCAGACCAUGAGCUCAUCGACCGCUUAUUCUUCUUCUGGGACACAUCCUACCGAGGCGCACUCUCCUUCCAGGACCUCGUCAAUGGCUUGGACGGUGUCAUGUUCAACGAUCUCAUGGAAAACAUCGAGUGGUUCUUCAAUCUGCAUGACAAGAACAAGGAUGGGUACUUGACCAAAGACGAAGUGCUGACGCUGUCCGAGUCUCUCCUAUUCAUCUUCCGGUUUGAAGUUGGCGAUGCAUACUUAGGAGCCGUCAGCCGCUUUAUGUCGAAUGCCUUCGAGUACGGCGACGCUCUCCUCCCCCGACAGGAUGGUGCGGAACCCAACAAUGACUCGCCUCCACCACAAAUAGAGUCCAAUCAGCCCUACAUGAACCUGGCGACAUUCCGUAUGGUGGUUCUCGCGGACGAGAUUCUAGAGUCGUUCUUCGAGACCGACUUUGACUCCACCUUCAGGCUUGAGCCUGUUCCAUUGGACUUGCCAUCAUCAAAUCCUUCAGUGCUCGGGUCUCUCUGGUCCAACAUCGCAUCAGAUGACAACCGCAAGUUCUUCAACAUCGUCACCGACCAGAUCGGUCGGACGAUCGGCAAGCACCAGGUGUAUCAUCGCCCGGCCAUCGGCAAGAUCACCUCGCUGGAGGAGCCGAAGGCUCGUGAAUCCCUCCUUACCCCGACGAUGCGUCACUCAACAUCUCAAACGAGUCUCAAUAACGGGGCUUCGGAUUCGGAUCUUGCCACGCCCUCUGUCUCUACUUCGUCCUCCCUCCUUACCGUGGAUACUCCUACGCCCAAAUCGAAGCUGACGUCUGCUGAGUACUCACCCAUGCCGAGUAUGUUGCAGGCUGCCGCGAACGCAGCGGCGUACAUGGAGCGUACGCCGUUCGCCAUCGACGAUGCGAAGGACGACGAAGAGGACACGGAUGAUGAAAGCGGAGUGGAGGAUGACGGUGUCAUGGAUGAAGUCGAUGCUUUCCUUGAGGAGCAUGAUACAGGCCUUACCGAUGCUGACAGAGAGCUAGCUAAAGAUCUCAUCAACGCAGAACCAGUAUGAUAGGCUGUCCGCUGUCCCCGGACUCGUCUCGAACAUCGUCUUGUCGCUUUUCCACAUGCUAUAUAGCUUUACAGGUUGUAACAGUAUCUACAGGCGUUCAUAACAGACAUCAAUGCAUAUUACACUAUUGUUAUACAAUCCACAAAGCACGGGGAGCGACUAACUUCACAGAGCGCAAUAUAGCUCGAUCGAAAUGGUGGACGUUUAGGUCCUGCGGUCAGUCCAGAUCCGGACGGUGAGGUCGGAUUCCAUAGAUGCUGAUGCAAUCAUGUUCUGCUGAGGGUGAGUCUGCGGGACCGCACGUUAGUGAUACAUACGUGGUAAACAAGGUUGUCAAGGGCUCACAGCAACGGCGACC